Molecule: messenger RNA, 4293 nt
Organism: Pelodiscus sinensis (Chinese soft-shelled turtle)
Lineage: Eukaryota; Metazoa; Chordata; Testudines; Trionychidae
Gene: SLC35E3
Product: solute carrier family 35 member E3
Source: RefSeq, a predicted model, not a curated record
CCGCCAGGUGCUGCCCCUGGCGCUCAGCUUCUGCGGCUUCGUGGUGUUCACCAACCUGUCCCUGCAGAGCAACACCAUCGGCACCUACCAGCUGGCCAAGGCCAUGACCACGCCGGCCAUCGUGGCCAUCCAGAGCCUCUUCUACGGCAAGAGCUUCCCGCUGCGCAUCAAGCUCACCCUGAUUCCCAUAACUUUAGGUGUAUUCCUAAAUUCCUAUUAUGAUGUGAAGUUUAACUUCCCUGGAAUGGUGUUUGCUACCCUUGGUGUUCUAGUUACAUCCCUUUAUCAAGUGUGGGUAGGAGCCAAGCAGCAUGAGUUGCAAGUAAACUCUAUGCAGUUGCUGUACUAUCAGGCACCAAUGUCCUCUGCCAUGUUGUUGUGUAUCGUUCCCUUCUUUGAGCCGGUAUUUGGAGAAGGGGGGAUAUUUGGACCCUGGACAUUUUCUGCUGUGCUAAUGGUGCUGCUGUCUGGUAUAAUAGCCUUUAUGGUAAACUUAUCCAUUUACUGGAUUAUUGGAAACACAUCACCUGUCACGUAUAAUAUGUUUGGACACUUCAAGUUCUGCAUCACUCUUUUGGGAGGGUACCUGUUGUUUAAAGAUCCACUGACACUUAAUCAAGUCUUUGGGAUUCUAUGUACUUUGUUAGGCAUUUUAGCUUAUACCCAUUUCAAACUUAGUGAGCAGGAAGCAAGUAAGAGUAAACUGGUGCAACGUCCAUAAAUCAAGAUAUUCUGGAGAUAAUACAGCAUCAGAGAGAAGGAAAACAAAUAUUAAAUAUGCACUGAUUGCAGACUGGGUAAAAUAGCUGACAUAAAAUCUGUAUUAGUACUGCCACCUAAUCACCAUGCUGAAAUAAAAUUAAUCAUUACAUAAGACAUAUUUGCCAUCUUACUCCAUCCUAUAUUUACGUAGUAACAUUUUUAAAAAAUUAAGUAGCCUGUGUUAGGAAUGUUCAAAUGAAUGUAUUUAGGUAAAUGUGCAGUCGCUGAAAUCUUCAGCAUUUACACAUUUAUACACCAGGGAGAUGGCUCCUCAGGAGCCGCCUGUUUCCUAUGUCCCCUUCCAUCCCCCACCUGUGCUGCUGCCUCUGUAUCUGCUGCCUGUGUGUGGGGCGAAACUGCCUAAAUAACUUUCUGCUGAAGGGAUCAGAUAAAAUUAUUAAUGAAGUGGAGACUCAGGCAACAAAUUUGUCUAGUUAUAAAAACCAAAUGCCCCAAACUUUGGGAACACUUGAAACCUGCUCUGAAUUUAGCAGCUCAAGUUCAUCUCUAGUUCUACCAAGAUAUUCAGUAAGUCACUAAACGUUCUGUUUCUGCUUCAUGAUUUUCCAGUGUCAAAAAUGGACUUUCACAAGAACUUCUGAACCAUUGUGGGCUUUGUAAACCUACGUAGUUUGCUUUUAAUUGACAAAGGAAAACGGUUUUGCAAGUAAGACACAAAAGCACCCACCUGUUUAGGUAUCUGUGGCCAAUGAGAGCUAUGAUUGCCCUGUACCUGUAGAGGUAGAGGUAAACAUAGCAGCAGCAGCAGCCCAUCAGGGACUAACCCUUGUAGGCCACCGAUUUUUUUAUUGCCUCCUACUGAUGUGGGAGGUGACCCUCCUGUUUGAGCCUUUCCUUUUUGUGCCCCUCAUGCUGUAUAUCCCUGAAAGGGCAAGGUACAUCCUAUGUUUGCAGGUUUCGUUGUUACUGUUUGCAUAGGGAAAGGCCAAUGGAUUGCUAGGAAAUUUAAACUGUCAUGCUAUCCAUAAUAGAAAGACAAAUCUCUUCAGGGAAAUCUGCAGCAGAUCUUUGGACGAGCAGAGGUUCCUCUGUAAAUUUUGAGUGCUUUGAAGAUUACCUUGGGCCAGCACUGUGCAUAGUUUUUUGGCUAUUUAGAAAGGAAGUUUUGAGGGCCAUACUGUAGAAAAUGGAAAAUUGUCAGUUUCCUUGCUUUCAGAAAAUGUGGUAGAUAAGGAUGUAAUAGUAUGAUCAAGUAAUUGAUUAACCCCAUGUUUCUCAAACUGGGGGUCCUGACACCCCCUCCCGGGGGGUCACGAGCAACUUAGAGGUAGGUCGCGAGCAACUUAGAGGGGAGUUGCAGUAUCACAAAGUUUGAGAACCCCUGGAUUAACCAAUAAGUAAAGCUUGUAGGUUAAUACUGUAGAAUACAUGCAUUCCCCCUUUGCCAGUACAUUUUUAAGGAGGCUGUCCAACAGCCUGGCUCAGUCCCAGUUUGCUCUGCGUAUGGGACCUACCCUGAUGCAGCUCUGCAUUUAAAGUGUAUUAGGAGCUGGGUGGAUGGGCAGGCAGCCCGCCUCAGUCCUGGCUUGCACUGAGUCUGGGAGCUCAGACCUCCCACCCCGGACAGUUGCUGUUGCCACCCCGUGCUGCUGCCUCUGAAUAAGAGACUGCAGUGUGGGGUGGCAGGCAGCCAGUCUGUGUGGGGGGCUAGUUUUAAAACUGUCUCUCCUUGUGGGAUGUGAAGGACUAGUCGCUCCUUCUCCCCUUGGCCUCUAUCAGAAAGAGGCAGUGGGGAAGGGGGAGGAAGAAGGGGUACUUCAAAGCGACAGUGCCGAGUGGAGCCUGGAGCCAAACCCAGGCUCCAUGCGGUGCUGUCACUUUGAAUGCUGUCUGCAGCCUGGGGCCAGCUGGGGUGUCCUCAGGCCACUAGUGGCAUUUUGAAGUGGCAGCUCCGCAUGGAGCUCAGGAUCAGCUGGGGACCCCGGCUUUGAAACACUGCAUGCAGCUCAAGGUCAGCAGGGGAGUCCCCAGCUGAUCCUGGAUUCUGUGCAAUGUUGCCGUUUGGAAACCCUGCAGAGAGCUCAGGGUCAGCCAGAGUCUCCAGCUGACGCUGGGAUCCAUGGGGCACUUUCGCCUUUGAAGUGUAGCAACAGGUACAGGGCUGUUGCUACACUGCGAAGGCGCCCUAUCGACUAAUCGAUGCAAAACACAUUGACUAUUCGAUUAGUCAGUUAUUCGCCAUUUAACAUCCUUAUCACAGACCAGCUCCAGCCUGGCACCCCGUGCUGCUGCCUCAGAGAGACACAGCAGCACAAGGUAGCAGGGAGCUCCUCAGGAGCCGGAGUGUACUGGCUGCCAGCCCCACCCUUUGGGACUAUACAAUAGUCAACUAACCAAUAAGAAUUCAGGAGGUUAAUCAACUAUUCAAUUAACUGAUAUUUAACAUCCCUAGUGGCAGAAACACGUUUGUCAGAUUGGCAAGUGAUUAGAAUUUAUUUGCACUCCUUCACUGGGAUUUUGUUUUGUUUUCAUUUAUGUAUAGUAGCUUUAAAGAGGAAAAUCAUAUGAACUGAAAUGUGUUUGGGUUUUACAGCCACCCACAGCUGUAAAUGAUUGGAUAGAUUAUCUAAGCUUCUUUACAAUUUAAAUUAUCAGAAAUCUUUAAGCUAUGAUAACGUGUAAGAAGCAAUCUCAAUCAAGUAAUUUUUACAGUUUGGUCUGUUUUCAGGCUUAUUAAUUCAGAUAUUGGAGUUCGAUUUUCAAAUAAUUACUCUAUUGUUUCAGUGUUAUAAACAGCUUACAUCGGGGUGGCCAACCCGUUACAAAUAGCCAAAAUAGUGGUGGAUACAGCACAAAGAGCAGAUGAAAAGAAGUUGUUGAGCAAAAAAACCAACCAAACAAAAAAAAAACCGCUGCCCCUUUAAGGGCCGCAUGUGGCCCAUGCAGGCUUCCAUCAGCCGCAGCAUCAGAUCUCGCUGCCCCACAGCGCUGUGAUCAGACAAGGAAAAAAGGUCAGAGCAGGGAAAUGUGGAAUAGCCGCGGGUGUGGGAGCCGCAAUUUUUCCUUUGAAGAGCCGCAUGCGGCUCAGAAGCCGCGGGUUGGCCACCCCUGGUUUACAUCUUUACCAUCAGUAAAGGCAUUAUACAGGUGUAAGGGAAAUUUAUAUAAAUUUUUAUAUAUCUAUAAUGUAUUAGAAUUUAAAGACAAAUAUGUGCAGAACAGUGCAGUCUUUAGGUGCAUAUUCUUCAGUGAAUGUACUGAGAAAACAGUUUGCAUUGAUUUGUGCUGUGCACAAGCUGUUCUAAAAUGUAAAUACACCACAAGAACAUUGUAUGAUGGUGCAAAUGAUUUUCACCAUAGCAGCUGAUCUUCAAAAUGACAAAAAACAAAAUUAAGAAAGUAAUUCAAAAGCAUUGACAACUGAAAAGGCUACACUAUAAAUAUAGUCUGUGGCUGGAAAAUGUAUGUGUCCUAUUGAUGACAGGAAGUGACUGGAUUUUUUUCAUAUUUAGCAGUUCUACUUUGGGUUUUACCUAGUAUGACUGAUGAAUAAAAUAAUUCUUGAACUUC